CCAAUAACCUGGAAAUAAAGCGACGCCUAGAUAAAUAAAUAAUAAAGAAAACUGCCGCUGCGGCUGUAAAUACACAGAAAUAUUUGUACCGGAUCGCAGCAGACUGACAGAUGUAAUCGCCUUUAUUAGGCGUUUGCUUGGCAGGAAACGAGUGCUGUCCGACAUCAACUGUCACCAGCAUCAUCUCGGAUGCCCCAACUCGAGGGACCUGGAUGUGAAAGCGGAGUAAAGGCCGUGUCUUGUGUUAUUUAGACAGCCCUGCGAUAAGAAAGGGGGGGAAUGGUUGCAGUAGAAGCAGCGGCAGCAGCGGGGGAGAAGCUAGCUAACUCCAUCAGCCGGCAAUUUCACCCGCUAUUUUACUACUUUAAGGACACUGUGGAAAAAAUGAGCGGACACUGAGGCGCAUUUUAGGCUGUCUUCAGUUACGAAUAAUGGAACACAGGCGCCAAAACGAGAGGGAAAUGAUGUUAUUAGCCAGUUAGCUAACGUUAGCCCAGCUAGCUGCUAGUUAACGUUAACUACAACAAAUUAGUGGGCUGAGUUAGCCUAGCUAACUCAGCCCACUAAUUUCCAUAGGCAGGUACAGUAGUCGUUUAGUUGCUGACUAACGCUAGCAACUUUGGUAUAUUUAGUGAGUGGAAGGGUUUUUUUCCCCCUUGGAGACACACCUCUUGCAUUCAGAGUUUACAAUUCCCUGCUGUAAACGAGGCUAGCUAGCUAAGCAGCGGUGCCGAUCAGCGCAGCACCCGUCUGCUGUGGUGUCGCUGCAGAAGUCGUAGCUUUCCUGAUUAACUCUCAAACGGUCGUCAAACAUGGCUCAAGAAGCGUUUCCUUUGCAUUAUCUGGUUUGGAACAAUCAGUACCUGGAGCUGGAUCGAGAGCUACAGAAGAAAGAGCAGGAUCUGGAGCGCUUGGAUCCGAGAGGGCGCACCCCGCUGGAGCUUGCUGUGUGUCUGGGCCACCUGGAGUCAACCCGGGUGCUGCUCAGGCACUCUGCAGACCCUACACAUUGCAACGCACAGGGCUGGACCAUCUUGCAGGAGGCAGUGAGCACGGGGGACCCUGAGCUUGUACAGCUGGUGCUUCAGUACAGAGACUUCAAGCGUGCCACUGAGAGACUGGCGGGCAUUCCCGAGCUGCUCAGCAAACUAAGACAGGCACGAGACUUUUAUGUGGAGAUGAAGUGGGAGUUCACCAGUUGGGUGCCCUUGGUGUCAAAAGUGUGCCCCAGUGAUGUCUACCGGGUGUGGAAGAGUGGCUCUUGCCUCCGUGUGGACACCACACUCCUGGGUUUUGAACACAUGACUUGGCUGAAAGGACGACGCAGCUAUAUCUUCAAGGGUGGAGACGAUGGGGCAGUGGUCAUGGAGGUGGACCAUGAGAAGCAGGUCGUGUACACAGAGCCGCUUGUGUUGUCCCCUCGUGAUGCGCCUUCGCUCCUGGCAGCAAUGCAGCCAUCUCAAGAGAACACAGCCCAGAGACUCACAUCGCCUAUUGUCUCCACACACCUCAACACUCGCAAUAUUGCAUUUGAGCGGAACAAGUCUGGAAUCUGGGGCUGGCGCUCUGAGAAGAGCGAGGUCGUCAGUGGGUAUGAAGCUAAGGUUUACAGCGCUACCAAUGUGGAGCUGGUGACUCGUUCAAGGACAGAACAUCUGUCAGACCAGGACAAGUCGAGAAGCAAAGGCUCAAAGACUCCUCUGCAGUCUUUCCUGGGGAUUGCUGAACAGCACACAGCUCACAAUGGGAGCAAUGUGUCCCAGUGCGCCAGUCCUCACAACCCCACAGCCAUCACAGCUGAGGAAUACUUCAACCCGGAGUUCAACUUGAACGGCCGCGACAUUGGACGUCCCAUCGAGCUUACCAGCAAAGUUCAGAGGUUUAAAGCAACGCUGUGGUUGAGCGAGUCUCACCCUCUGUCCCUGGCCGAGCAAGUGACACCCAUCAUAGACCUCAUGGCCAUUUCGAAUGCCCACUUUGCCAAGCUGCGUGACUUCAUCACCCUCCGCCUGCCACCAGGCUUCCCUGUCAAGAUAGAGAUUCCUCUGUUUCAUGUGUUGAAUGCCAGAGUGACGUUCAGCAACCUGUGCGGCUGUGACGAGCCGGUCAGUUCUGUGACGGUUCACAAACCAGAGAGCCCCGGAGAAGCUGGUCAGGCCACUCCUCCCUUCCACUGUGAGGUGGACCCCUCAGUGUUUGAGCCCCCUCCCGACUACACCACUCUCGGUCCGGGCCGCAGCGAGCCAAUGAGGGACGAGGAUGACAACCUGCUGCAGUUUGCCAUUCAGCAGAGCCUGCUGGACGCCGGCACAGAGAGCGACCAGGUGACCAUCUGGGAGGCCCUCACCAACAGCCGUCCGGUGCCACAGUCUCCCCUGUACGAGGAAGACUCUCAGCUGGAGAGGGCGAUCCAGGAGUCUCUGUCCAUCUCACUGGCCAGCAGAGAGGGAGAGGAGAUGGCUGACCCCAGCCAGCCCUCUUCUGUCUCUCCGUUGGACCCCACCGCCAACUCCCCGCUCUCCUACAGCACAGUGACCGAUCCGCGCUUAUCCGCACACUACGGCGUGGCGACCAGCUUCGACGAGCAGCUGCGGAUUGCCAUGGAGCUGUCCUGCAGGGAGCAGGAGGAGAUAGACAGGAAGCGUAAGGAGGAGGAGGAGGAGCUGGAGAGGAUCCUGCAGCUGUCACUCACCGAAAAGUAAUGUAACACCGACAAGGGCAGGCGGAGGCAGGUCUACAUUAGGGAACAAUCAUCUUAUUUAUUCUGUUUUAUUUUUUAAAUCCUGAGAUGUUAACUUAUUACAGAUAUUUUAUUUGUAUUUCUCACACGAAGGCUGCUACAACAGAGUGUAAAGGACCUGAAUAUAAGAAAUGUGAAACAGGAAGAGACCGUUACUCUUAAAAAACAACAAAAAAUAAACACUAUAGUCAAGGAUCGAGACGAAAAGGGAUAGUGUGUUUGGUUUUCUUUUUUAUUGAAUAUUUUUCACAGUCUUGCUGUCUUUAUUGAGUAAUGAAUGAUCCUUAAACUUUAAACCUAUAACAUGAUCCACAAUAAAGCUAAAAAAUAAAAUAAAAAAGUGCAAUCUCAAUGGAAUAACUUAUAAAACUAUAACAUUUCAAAAGUUUAUGUUGGCUUACUCCUGUGUGUGGAAAAUUAAAAAAAAAUAACAAUGA
This is a messenger RNA of Neolamprologus brichardi, 3177 nucleotides long. RefSeq names its product ankyrin repeat domain 13D (gene ankrd13d). Gene Ontology annotation, molecular function: protein binding. Gene Ontology annotation, cellular component: cytoplasm. Lineage: Eukaryota; Metazoa; Chordata; Actinopteri; Cichliformes; Cichlidae. The record is from RefSeq and is a predicted model, not a curated record.